CCGAACGACGGAACGGUUUCUUACUAGAAAAUUUUACUACAAUUCCGUUCUGUAAGAAAUUUCUCUACCCGUCCGGAACGGAAUGGAAACAGACGGAAUGUCGUCUCAGUCGCAAGCUAAUGUUUAAUUUAAUCGAUAUUUCGUUAUUUUAAUGCGACUAAAGCAAUAAUAUGCAUAAUUUGUGCAAUUAUCUUACUUAUAACAUUACUUUGAAUAUUCAAAAAUACUGAAUUAUAAGAGUGAGAGUGCCAUCCUAUUAGGCACAGAUCGGAAUAACAGAUCGGAGGGAUUCUAGUGUAUUCUUGAUCCUGCUGUUUCUCUCGAAACGUUAAAUUUUCUCUAUUCCGGACGGACAGGCGGGUGUUUCUGUCCGCUCAAAUUUUAAAAUACCAUUGUGUUGGAAGAAUAUCAGGAUUUUGUUUUAUUCCGACUUGUGUCAGUUUAUGUAAUGUGCAUGUAUUACGUGUGUCACCAGGACUUCGUCACCAGGACGUAAUAACAAGUCAAAAUUCUAGCGAGAUGAAUAUCAAUAAUCAAGGAAAAGGACCAGUGGAUAAUGUACGGAUCUUGUGCAGAGAUUCAAACCCAUAACUGCUUCAAAAGUUACAAUGAAUUUAUCCAUAUUCUUGUUGUCGACGAGAAGGACCGUGCUAUAAUGAGAGUAAAGUAAGUACGAGAAAGUAUGCAGAGGGAUGCACCACCAUCAGAGAAUAGUAAUGCAUCUACUUCAUACUCAGUGGACCUCAUGGAUGAAAUGUUCAUUGAUGCCGUUGAGCAAAGACCAGGUCUAUGGAAUCAAAAGUUGCCAGUUCAAAGCGAAGCCCUUUUAUACGACAAGAGUUGUGGAAUGAAGUUUUUAAUAAUCUUGGACGUAGCAUGGAUGAAAUCUCGAUGGACGUACCUGAGGGAUUGUUACUCAAAAGCUCGCAAAAAAAUGAAAGGUUAUGUGAACGUACGCAGCGGAUCAGAUGCGGAAACGGGACAUCCACAGAAAAGUACUUUCCGCUUCUAUUUAAGAAUGCAAUUUCUAGAUGAGGCUGUACAGGAAAUACCAUGCAUUGUAGCGCGCCAGACAUUUAUGAAACUGUUCGACUCAUUGCAGACGAUUAACAAAAAAAAAACAAAAAGGAAGACAGUAUGAUCUCGAUUUGCAGACUCUGCAUGACAACAUAUGCAGCAGUUGUUUGCCGAAAAUACUCCAAAAAAAGAUGCAGUGGACAGUUUUCUGGAACAGUUGGGAGAUAUCCUGUAUAGGUUGAGCUAUCUUCGAAGAAGGUGAAUACAAAUAGAGC
Molecule: messenger RNA, 1292 nt
Organism: Acromyrmex echinatior (Panamanian leafcutter ant)
Lineage: Eukaryota; Metazoa; Arthropoda; Insecta; Hymenoptera; Formicidae
Biological process (GO): regulation of transcription by RNA polymerase II
Cellular component (GO): transcription regulator complex; nucleus
Source: RefSeq, a predicted model, not a curated record